Anneissia japonica is the source of this 2822-nucleotide messenger RNA. RefSeq lists its product as uncharacterized. The transcript has 3 exons. The coding region runs from base 111 to 602 and encodes 163 amino acids. Gene Ontology annotation, molecular function: cytokine activity. Gene Ontology annotation, cellular component: extracellular region. NCBI's taxonomy places the organism in Eukaryota, Metazoa, Echinodermata, Crinoidea, Comatulida, Comatulidae. The record is from RefSeq and is a predicted model, not a curated record.
CAACGGUAUAAAUAAUUAAGCACACUCAGUCAUUUAGUCAUUUGGUCAAUUAAUACGCUUAGGGCCUACUCUCCUAUAUACUUCUUAAUUACGCGAUACUAGCAUUUACAAUGACGAAAAUUGCAACGAUAUUAGUAUGCAUCGCUCUCUCAAUUGUCCACAUGGUCAUAGCCAAACAAGCGAUACACCAUCAGAAAACAUAUGCUAUAUAUGCAAAAGGAAAUAUAAGUGCCGACACAGCCACCGUUGCGUGCCACACACCAACACAUAAUAAAUGUGCUGAUAUAGCGGUAAAUGAUAGCCGAGGCAGAAAAGAAUGUAAGUCAAUACCAUUCCCUGACACAAACAGAGCUAGAAUUCCUAUGACCGUGACAACAAUUGCUUGCGACUGCGUCGAGUGCGUUACACACGGUUGUCCAGGCACCUGUCAACAGGUAAACCAUACGAUGCCUAUGUUGUUCCUCAGUGAAACCAUUGACAAGGAGCUCGAUCUUUAUCGUUACGAGCUGAGAAAUGUUGAAGUGCCGGUAGCCUGUCAGUGUGUCCCUAAUAACGGAAAACCUUGGAAGUCCUGUAAGUGUAGAGGUGACAACUGCCGAUGAAAAUCUGCUGUAGACACUCAACGCCGUCCCCAGCUUGUAGUCUUAGCUUUGCUUGCUUUCGUUGAAUCAAGGGGCAUUACACCAUAGGCCUAAAUCCUACCGAUUAAAAAGUAGUUUAGAGUUAGCUGUCAAGGUCGACAGACGUGAUCAUCUUGGAAGCUUUGUGUAUUCGUAAAUGCCAAUGUAAUGAUGUAAUAAGGAUUUUAAUUUUUUAGUAUUCUACCGAAUUUUAUUAAAAUUAAGCGGUUACAAGGGUUUAUUUAAAUGCACAGUAUUUGCCGUCCCACGAAAUCCCGGCCCUUAGAUAUUGUCCAUAAGAAAACACAGCAACGUAAAUGUAUGUUGGUGGGGUAUAUACGCGUACUCCAGGCCUUCUGGUUGAGGUGGAUUCACAUUCAAGUUUUAUUGAUAUUCCCAAACGGGCUAUUUGCAUUAACCGUGUCAUGACACAAUUAUGUUGAUGAGGCAUACACGUACUCCAUACCCUCUUCUAAUUGGUCAUUCUAAAGUUUCAUUGAUACUCCUGGAAGAGCCAUUUGCAUUUACCUUGUCUUGACACCUUGACACCAUUUAUGUUUAUGAUUGAUUGCGUUUGUUACAAAAGUGCGAACAACCUUCAUGUUAGAGUUAGUCAAAUUGACAUUUUGAUAUGAGAGUGGUAUGUUAGGACAAAUUUAUAAAUAAUAUCUUUUAUGGGCAUUAUUGCUUUAAAAAAAUCGAAAAGUGGGAUUUUUGGUAACAUAUUUAUUUUUUUAAGCUUUUGUUCACCUUAAAAUGUAUAUACCUUGAUAUUACACGUAUAUUAUAAUAAUAUACGAUUGCACAUACAUCCAAAAGUACGGUACUUAAACCAUGUACUUAUGUAUAGAUAUGUUCAUAAUUAAUGUAAAUAAAAAUACACAGAUAUUUAUAUAUUAUUAUUAUAUAUUUACAACUCACGGUCUAAGAUCAUGUUGAUGUUUUAUUAUUAUGUUUUUAUUCGGAGCUUUGAAAAAACUAAACGAUUUUGAAAAUCGUUUACAGUAUUUAUUUAGAAUUAUAACAAUUAUGUUACAAAUACAGAGUAUUGUAUGCCACCCUAACAUUAACUGUACUAGAACUGAAGUGGUUCUUUCACAAAAAAAGUCAUCAUACAUCAUCAUUUACUGUUCGCCGAUUGGCUACUAUCCAGCGCGUAGUUUAAUUUAGGUGCGCGCUCGCUGAUUGGUGACUGAAAUUUUGUACACGCUUGUAUAACGACUGGUAGUGAAAGAACGGCCUUAAGUAUUGAGUAUAUUGAAAUCGACAGUAAAUUGCUGUACAGGUUGUUUUGAAACACAACGUUAUUUCCUUCACGGGAAAUACUGUAGACGGAUAUUUCGUCUUGUAAGUAAAUAGUAUUUAAUAUUAUAACAUUUUAUGUUAAAGAAAACAAAACUCAUUAACGUGGCUCUUUUUAUAACUUAUUUAAUAAUAAUGAAUGCUUUUAGAGUAUCGAUAUCCACCGAGAUGGUGUUUUAUGUUAGUUAUUUAUCAAAAUUUUUGUCAAUACACAUUUUGUUAUAGAUUUGAAACCAUUGAUGCUAUUUAUUAGUAAUAGGCGUUAGAAAAUAACCAUGUUGUUUUAGAAAGAAGUUGACAGCAUUUUACACACUAAACUCUGCAUUCCAUAAAAACGCUACAAUGUCGUUACAGUGUUUUCAACUUUGUUCAUACUGUGCAGCUACCCCCUACGCAAUUGAGAAAGCUUCCUGAUUUGACCGACCAAUCAGCGUCGCCACAAAACUUUCAGCGAUAGCGCGUAGCGAUUUUAUGGAAACCAUGCUUCCUAUAAGCCAAUUUGUAGUUUGAAAUGCACAUGCCCUUAUCCAAGGUCAAUCUACAUAAACCUAUCUUGUGUGAAUGUUUGUUUAUUUCAAUUGACCUUGAUCACGGGCAUGCGCAGUUCAAAGUACAAAGUGGCUUAUUAAAAUUUCACGCAAGACCUUUAGUUGUUGUUAUAAACUAUUUUGAGUGAUUAUUUAAAUUAGAUAGAAUCAAACUCUUAUUAUAGAGGAAGAAAAAAAACAUUGGUGGGUAUUUACACCAAGCUUAAUUAUUGUACGUACGUGUGUACGAGUCGUAUGUGUGUAUAACGCACAUUAAAUAUUUAAGAUAUUUUUCUUUUAAGGUUACUAAUUUAUGUUUACAUUGUCAUUUGUGUUUCUUAAAGAUGCGAAUAAAUUAUACAAAUACAGUAAA